This is a messenger RNA of Calypte anna (Anna's hummingbird), 5116 nucleotides long. RefSeq names its product mediator complex subunit 14 (gene MED14). The coding region runs from base 231 to 4574 and encodes 1447 amino acids. The transcript is spliced from 31 exons. Gene Ontology annotation, cellular component: core mediator complex; mediator complex. Gene Ontology annotation, biological process: regulation of transcription by RNA polymerase II. Gene Ontology annotation, molecular function: transcription coregulator activity. NCBI's taxonomy places the organism in Eukaryota, Metazoa, Chordata, Aves, Apodiformes, Trochilidae. The record is from RefSeq and is a predicted model, not a curated record.
CCCCAACAUGGCGGCGGCCCCUGCGCUAAGCGGGUUCUGAGCGCUGCGGAGAUCCCUUCGGUGCCGCCGUCUACCUCAGCGCCGGAGCUCCCGCCCGCUCCCGCCGCUGGCCGCCCCGCUCCCCCCCCCGUGCGGGGUGAGUCGGGCCGGGUGCCGGUGCCGCCGGGAGCGCCGGACGCCCCGGCUGACGAGCGGUUCCUACCCGGGGUUGAGGUGCUGCCGUUGCCGCCAUGGCGCCGGUGCAGCUGGAGAGCAACCAGCUGGUGCCGGCCGGCGGGGGCCCCGUGUCAGCCCCGGCUCCGCCGGCCUCCGGGGCCGUGACAGCCGCCGCCAGUCCCGGCUACCGACUCAGCACCCUCAUCGACUUCCUUCUGCACCGGACCUACGCCGAGCUCACCGUGCUGGCCGACCUGUUACCAAGGAAGACUGAUAUGGAAAGAAAAAUAGAAAUAGUGCAGUUUGCAAGUCGCACUCGUCAACUGUUUGUUCGUUUGUUAGCCUUAGUGAAAUGGGCUAAUAAUGCUGGAAAGGUGGAGAAAUGUGCGAUGAUAUCAAGUUUUUUAGAUCAGCAAGCUAUCCUGUUUGUGGACACUGCUGAUCGUCUGGCAUCACUAGCUAGAGAUGCUCUGGUUCAUGCUCGUCUACCUAGUUUUGCUAUCCCAUAUGCCAUUGAUGUUCUGACAACUGGAUCAUACCCACGUCUGCCUACCUGCAUUAGGGAUAAAAUAAUCCCUCCUGACCCAAUAACAAAGAGUGAGAAGCAAACCACACUUCAUCAGCUAAACCAGAUUCUUCGACAUAGACUAGUGACCACAGAUCUCCCUCCACAGCUGGCAAAUCUCACAGUUGCCAAUGGGCGUGUGAAGUUCCGAGUUGAGGGUGAAUUUGAGGCCACUUUGACAGUGAUGGGUGAUGACCCAGACAUCCCCUGGCGCCUUCUCAAGCUGGAAAUUUUGGUUGAAGACAAGGAAACUGGUGAUGGUCGAGCCUUGGUUCACAGCAUGCAGAUCAACUUCAUCCAUCAGUUGGUGCAGUCACGGCUGUUUGCUGAUGAAAAGCCACUUCAGGACAUGUACAGCUGUCUGCACUCCUUCUGCUUAGCACUUCAGCUGGAAGUCUUGCAUUCACAGACACUAAUGCUGAUUCGAGAGCGCUGGGGUGACCUUGUGCAAGUGGAGCGAUAUCAUGCAGGGAAAUGUCUCUCACUCUCUGUUUGGAAUCAACAGGUGCUUGGCAGGAAAACUGGGACUGCAUCUGUUCAUAAAGUCACUAUUAAGAUUGAUGAGACUGAUGUCUCAAAACCCUUGCAAAUAUCUCAUGAGCCUCCACUGCCAGCCUGUGAUUCCAAACUGAUGGAAAGAGCCAUGAAGAUUGAUCACCUAUCAAUAGAAAAACUCCUUAUAGACAGUGUCCAUGCAAGAUCUCAUCAAAAACUCCAGGAGCUGAAAGCCAUUCUUAAGAGCUACAACAUCAAUGACAAUUCAUUCAUUGAGACGGCUCUUCCAACUCUUGUCAUCCCAAUUUUGGAACCAUGUGGUCGAUCAGAGUGCCUGCAUGUAUUUGUUGAUCUCCACUCUGGAAUGUUUCAACUGAUGCUGUAUGGUGUUGAUCAACUGACUCUUGAUGACAUAGAGAAGUCUGUUAAUGAUGAUAUGAAGCGUAUCAUUCCUUGGCUCCAGCAGCUCAAGUUCUGGCUUGGACAGCAACGUUGCAAGCAAUCUAUAAAACAUCUGCCUACAGUGAGCAGUGAAACUCUUCAGCUCGCUAAUUACACUAGCCAUCCCGUGGGAAACCUUUCCAAACACAAGUUGUUUAUCAGGCUGACUCGCCUGCCACAGUACUACAUUGUUGUAGAGAUGUUUGAAGUUCCUGGCAACCCAACAGAGCUAGAGUACAAGUACCAUUUUCUGUCUGUGAGCUAUGCUGAAGGAGAUGACAGCCCUGCUACUGCACUUUUACUACAGCAGUUCAAACCAAACAUUGAAGAGUUGGUACUAGACACAAAAAGUGGAAAACAAAUUAAAAGUGGUGUCAAGCGCAAGUUAUCUGGUGAUCCAUGUUCCAUAGAACCUAAGAAACCAAAACGGUCAGGAGAAAUGUGUGCCUUCAAUAAAGUGCUAGCUCAUAUUGUAGCCAUGUGUGAUACAAAUAUGCCAUUUAUUGGGCUUCGUAUGGAGUUAUCUAAUAUGGACAUUCCUCACCAAGGAGUACAAGUAGAAGGAGAUGGCUUCAGCCAUGCAAUACGUUUAUUAAAAAUUCCUCCCUGUAAAGGUGUGAAUGAAGAAACACAGAAGGCUCUGGACCGAUCUCUUCUUGAUUGCACUUUCCGAUUACAAGGUAGAAAUAAUCGCACAUGGGUGGCUGAGCUGGUGUUUGCAAACUGUCCACUUAAUAGCACUUCAUCCAGAGAGCAAGGACCAACACGUCAUGUUUACCUGACAUAUGAAAACCAGUUAUCUGAACCAGUUGGAGGUCGCAAAGUGGUUGAGAUGUUCCUUAAUGACUGGAACAGUAUUGCUCGGCUGUAUGAAUGUGUCCUGGAGUUUGCACGAUCUUUACCCGACAUACCCAACCACUUAAACAUUUUUUCGGAAGUUCGUAUCUACAAUUACCGAAAACUUAUCCUUUGUUAUGGAACUACCAAGGGAAGCUCAAUCAGCAUUCAGUGGAACUCCAUGCUCCAGAAGUUCCACAUUUCACUGGGAACUGUUGGCCCAAACUCAGGUUGCAGUAAUUGUCACAACACAAUUCUGCACCAGCUCCAGGACAUGUUUAAUAAAACACCAAAUGUGGUGCAGUUGUUACAGGUUUUGUUUGACACUCAGGCUCCAUUAAAUGCCAUCAACAAACUUCCAACAGUGCCCAUGCUGGGUCUGACUCAACGCACCAACACUGCCUAUCAGUGUUUCUCAAUUCUGCCCCAGUCACCCACACACAUCAGGCUGGCGUUCAGGAACAUGUACUGCAUCGACAUCUACUGCCGGAGCCGUGGUGUUGUAGCCAUACGUGAUGGGGCCUACAGUCUCUUUGACAACAGCAAAAUUGUUGAAGGUUUUUACCCUGCACCUGGAUUGAAGACGUUCCUGAACAUGUUUGUGGAUAGCAAUCAGGAUGCACGAAGACGGUCUGUAAAUGAAGAUGAUAACCCACCUUCUCCUAUUGGAGGAGACAUGAUGGAUUCUUUGAUAUCACAGCUUCAACCCCAGCAGCCACCACAGCAACCACAACAACAGCCAUUUGCAAAACAAGCAGGAGCAUCAGGAGCAUAUCCUCUUACUUCGCCACCCACCUCCUAUCACAACACAGUGACACCAUCUCCAUCUAUGAUGCACACACAGUCACCAGGAAAUUUGCAUGCUGCAAACUCACCCAGCGGAGCUUUAAGAGCACCAUCACCAGCAUCCUUUGGUCCAACUCCUUCACCUUCCUCCCUUGGAAUCACAAUGGGACAAACAGCUAACUUUGCCAGCCCACAUGGUACCAUAGACCCAAGCUCACCAUACACCAUGAUGUCACCCAGUCAACGUGCAGGGAACUGGCCAGGAUCUCCCCAGGUCUCUGGUCCAUCACCAGCAGCACGAAUGCCUGGAAUGUCACCAGCCAACCCUUCCCUUCAUUCACCUGUCCCAGAUGCCUCUCAUUCCCCACGAGCUGGAACAAGUUCCCAAGCAAUGCCAACUAGCAUGCCUCCGCCUCGUAAACUACCUCAGCGCUCUUGGGCUGCAUCCAUACCUACAAUCCUCACCCACAGUGCCUUGAAUAUUCUGCUGUUGCCCUCUCCUACCCCUGGGCUUGUGCCAGGACUAGCUGGCAGCUACCUUUGCUCUCCUCUUGAGAGAUUCCUUGGAUCAGUUAUUAUGAGGAGGCAUCUUCAGAGGAUCAUACAACAGGAAACGCUACAGUUAAUAAACUCCAAUGAACCAGGUGUAAUUAUGUUUAAGACAGAAGCACUGAAGUGCAGGGUUGCUCUCAAUCCCAAAACCAACCAGACCUUGCAACUGAAAGUAACACCUGAAAAUACAGGACAGUGGAAAUCGGAGGAGUUACAAGUUUUGGAGAAGUUCUUUGAAACAAGAGUUGCGGGACCACCUUUUAAAGCAAAUACCCUAAUAGCCUUCACAAAAUUACUAGGGGCUCCAACACAUAUCCUCAGGGACUGCGUACACAUCAUGAAACUUGAGCUGUUCCCUGAUCAGGCAAGUCAGCUGAAAUGGAAUGUGCAGUUUUGUUUAACCAUUCCUCCCAGUGCACCGCCAAUUGCACCUCCAGGAACACCUGCUGUUGUACUGAAAUCCAAAAUGUUGUUUUUUCUUCAGUUAACACAGAAAACAACUGUCCCACAGGAAGCUGUUAGUAUUAUUGUCCCAAUUAUUUAUGAUAUGGCUUCGGGUACAACACAACAGGCUGACAUUCCCAGGCAGCAGAACUCUUCUGUUGCUGCUCCAAUGAUGGUUAGCAAUAUUCUAAAGAGGUUUGCUGAACUGAAUUCACCACGACCAGGUGAAUGCACAAUAUUUGCAGCCGUUCGUGAUUUGAUGGUUAAUCUUACGCUGCCCCCUGGUGGGCGUCCCUAGACACUUUUAAAAGAAGGCUGAAAAUGAGACAAAACAGCAAAAAAAUAAUAAUAAUAAAAAAAAAUUUUUUUAAAAAGUUAAGCCUUCGGUUAAAAGAGGACGUUUUAAUUUUACUUUUUUUUUUUUUUUCCUAAGAGCUAACUAUAAUAAACUGGCAAACUUUCAGGGAUGCACUUUCAUCAAAUGAGUAUCACCACGACUUUUGUAUAGUGCUGUUGUAUAGUGUGUUUUAAUGGGAGACACUUCAGACUAGGUAAUAGAAUGAAGUAUCAGCUUGCUGGUAAUAGAUUUAAUAUUCUGUUUUAUACUAUAAAGAUUAUGAAAAUGCCAAACUUGUUUGUUUUUCUGUUUUUCUUAUGUUUUGGUGUAAUAGUCUUUUUUUAAGGCAGGUCUGUCAUUUUUGAAUACUGUAAAACUGUGACAAACUUUAUAUUGAAGCUGUAUUUUAAUAUGACUGCUUUGAAUCCUUAAACAAUUUAUUUGGGCUUGUUGUAAACAUGUCCCCAAAAAGCAAUAUUUAAUAAACUGGAUUAAAAAAUCUU